Vicugna pacos (alpaca) is the source of this 815-nucleotide messenger RNA. Lineage: Eukaryota; Metazoa; Chordata; Mammalia; Artiodactyla; Camelidae. The record is from RefSeq and is a predicted model, not a curated record.
GGCGUUGUUUGCUUCGUGAGGUUUGAGGAACCACUGGCCAACUUGCUAAAUGAGCAGCAUCGCACAGUGAAGGAGCUACUUGAACAGCCGAAGAUGAAGAAAUCUUCAGCCAAACAGCAGCAGGAGGUAGAGAGGGUUAAGCCCCAGAGUGAGAAAGUUCAUCAGGCUCUGAUUCUAGACCCAGCACAGAGGAGGAGACUCCAGCAGCAGAUGCAACAGCAUGUUCAGCUCUUGACGCAAAUUCACCUUCUCGCCACCUCCAACCCCAGUCUCAGUUCGGAGGCCAGUACCACCAAGAUACUUCUUAAAGAGCUGGGAACCUUUGCUCAAAGCUCCAUCGCCCUUCAUCAUCAAUUCAACCCCAAGUUUCAGACCUUGUUCCAACCCUGUAACCUGAUGGGAGCUAUGCAGCUCAUUGAAGACUUCAACACACAUGUCAGCGUUGACUGGAGUCCUCGUAAAACUGUCAAGAAGACCGCCUAUGAAUUUCCCUGUUUGCCAAAGCAAGUAGCUUGGAUCCUAGCCACGAGCAAGGUUUUCAUGUAUCCAGAGCUACUUCCAGUGUGUUCUCUGAAGGCAAAGAAUCCCCAGGAUAAAAGUUUCUUCACCAAGGCUGAGGACAAUUUGUUAGCUUUAGGGCUAAAGCACUUCGAAGGGACUGAGUUUCCUAAGCUUCUCAUCAGCAAAUACCUUCUCACUUGCAAGACGGCACACCAACUGACAAUGAGAAUCAAGAACCUCAAUAUGAAAAGAGCUCCUGACAACAUCAUUAAAGUAAGUGCUUCCUUUCACGCACUCCUGGGUACCUCGCCGAG